Messenger RNA from Polyodon spathula (Mississippi paddlefish), 2264 nucleotides. RefSeq lists its product as uncharacterized. Gene Ontology annotation, cellular component: nucleus. Lineage: Eukaryota; Metazoa; Chordata; Actinopteri; Acipenseriformes; Polyodontidae. The coding region runs from base 181 to 1617 and encodes 478 amino acids. The record is from RefSeq and is a predicted model, not a curated record. The transcript has 3 exons. Gene Ontology annotation, molecular function: DNA binding.
GGGAGGGUAUUCCAGGAAGUGCCGCGAGAGAUAAAACAUAAAACUGAAAACAAAGGCGAGACGCGCGCGGUAAGCAGGUCGUAAGAUAUUAAAUUCAGACAACGUCUGGGAUGCAUUAACCAGGCUUAAAAGCUUGAUCUUCGUUCUCGUGCUUCCAGUUGAAAUUGUGAGCACUUUGCAAUGGAAACGGACACAGAAAUGCUGAUCAAAGACAAUUGGACAAAUCUAAUUUAUUCUGUUGACCGCAAGAUCACCCGGACAGCCAUCUCACUUGCACAGAAAGUGGAGAUUCUGGAAAAACUCGGGGACCCCAUCGUCAAAAGGAAAGACAUUGCAAGCGAAUAUGGCCUGUCUGUCUCCACAAUUAGCAAACUACUAAAGAACAGAGAUGAUAUUAUGCAUGAGUGGCAUCGUGGAGCCAACCAGGACCGGAAGAGGAAACGCUUAGGGAAGGUCCAGUCUGUGGAUGAAGCUUUACUGCGCUGGUUUGCCAUCGCAAAAGAGAAGGAAGCUGUCAUCACAGGACCCAUACUGAUGGCUAAGGCCAAGAGUCUCGCCGAAACGUUGGGUGUGGAAUUCAACCCUUCUCAGGGCUGGCUACAGCGCUGGAAAGAUAGGAACAAUAUUGUCAUUAAGCGAGUCCAUGCGGAAAAAAGCCAGACAGAUGGUAGUACCUCUGACUGGCCCCCUACCUUACUGCCUACGAUCCUGAGCAGAUUCACCCCUGAGGAACGACACACAUGGCUCCAGCACACAGUGGAGGCAAGAAACUGCAAGGAGGAGAGCGAUGAAGACUCUACCUCCACAGCUCCCAUCCUGCCUUCUGUUGUGAGUGGACUGUUGCCUGAAGAAAAGCAGGCAUUGCUCCAAAACGUGAAGGAAAGCAGUGGGGCAGUAGAGGAGACGGGCCAAGCUGGAGAAAACUGCGCAGGCAGAAGAUCUCCGGAUCAACAGACCAAUUUGCCAGCUGCUCUGGGCAUGCUCUCUCCAGAACUUCUGCAGAACUGUCUGCAGAGCUGGCUCGCGAGGAAGGUGGUGAAGGGAUCUCUCAAGGAGCAGUGUGACCUGGACGUCUUCUCAACAGAGCAGUGCACUCAUGCCAUCAUGCCUUUUAUUCUGAGUGGACUGUCUCCAGAAGAACAGGAGCGCUGGCAUCGACACUUGAGGGAGAAACCCAGGACACAGGACGGACGUUCGGCGUCACAGCCGCCAGAGAAGCCACUAACCAGCAGAUCAGAAGAGCAGCAAGCUGUCUUGCAAAGAAACAGCAACCUCCUGCAAGAUGGUGAAGGUUCAGAGAGCAAGGCAAGACUGUGCAGGUAUUCCACUGAACAGCGACAGGUUUGGAUACAGCAGUUAAAAGAAAGGAACUCCCCUGCUGGAAAGAGUGAUGAAACUGGGCGAGAUCUAGAUGGAUCUCCAGAUACUGUUCCCCAGGACAGUGAUGAAGAAGAGCUGGAGCCACCUGCCAGCGAAGCAGAGGUCUCUUACUGCCUGCGCCGGAUACACAGCUUCCUAAAGCAGCACGAGGCUGACCACCUUGGACACUUCCGUACAUUUGAGAGCUACCUUCAAACCUUAAUGACAACAGACUGCAAAACUAAAGAAAAAUGUUGAUUGGGUUAAUGUUGGUCUGCACACCCAAGUGGGGGGCAAGCUGCUAUACUGUAAUGUGGUACAGCUACAACAACUGAUGUAAUUAGUUCUUCCAAAAUCCAUCCUAUGUGAAACUUUAUAUAGCAAGCAGCCAGGCUGGGAAGUAAAUCCAGUUGUUCUUCCACUGUUACUGUUACACUGCUGUACGCUCAUAGACACGAUGCUAUAAAAGAAAGUAUUACAAUCUUGAAGCAGUGUGACUGGAUUAGGGUUGAGAAAUGCAAUACCUAAAAAAAUACUACAUGCUGGCAGAACUGUAAAAAAAUAUUAUUUUCUUAACUUAAAUGUGAUUUUUUUUUUUUUUUAAAGUGUGUUUCUAUAGAGUAGAGCAGAAUUGGUGCGCUUUUUCAUUCUAUUAUAUUGUUUUUGACAUUUCUAACAAAUAAAAUCCUAAUAGCUGCUUAAAUAUAAUACAGCAAGCACCGGUAGAUCAUCAAAAUAUCAUCCAUAACCAUUAUUCAAUGAUGCUGCUUCAUUUAGAAAUACAACAAGAAGCUUCAAUUCAAUGACAAACAUCUCCAUGUGUUUUUCAAAGUGUUCUUCGAGUCUAAACAUUUGUCAUUCAAUUCCAGCUUUGUUUUGUAUUUCUGGUUUUAUAAUUAGGGCUU